Molecule: messenger RNA, 2205 nt
Organism: Daldinia loculata
Lineage: Eukaryota; Fungi; Ascomycota; Sordariomycetes; Xylariales; Hypoxylaceae
Exons: 8
Coding region: 1-2205 (734 amino acids)
Source: RefSeq, a predicted model, not a curated record
AUGAAUAAUCCUAAUAUCAGAAAGCGCCGGCCUUACGGCCAUGGGGAUCCCCCGGUGGUGUCUAUACCCCAGGAUCCCUCUUACUCGCUUUCUGCCUCUGCCGUUUCAUCUCACCCGGAGCACUUCUCCGCUCACGAUCUACAAAUACUCCAGCAGGCGGCAUCUAUCUUAAAUUGCCCCGUCCCUGAAUUGCUGGACCUUUAUAAUAGAGCUCCUCAUCCUCAGCAGUAUCCGCUCUCUUCUGCCCCAUAUCCCGUUUCAACCAAGAGGCCACGUCUUAGCGCAGAUAUGAUAUUGGCAUCCCCUCAGGAGAAGUCUUCGCCGCCUACGCCAUCCGCCCAAGACGGCUCUGAGCGGCAGCAUGCUCCUGAAUUAUCCAACAGUGGAUUCUCCAUAGGCAUAGACCGUUCUCGUCUCACGCAGUACUUCACUAACUUCUCUGUCUGCUCACCGUGCACAACUUGCGAACCCCAAGUCUACGGUUCAAUUCCAGCCAGCUCGCCCUACGCUUACGCUUCGGGGCGUCAGUAUUUUGAUGACAGGCCAUCAUCUCCCGGCUCGGUGCCUGGGACUGUGUCUCCAGACCAGCCGAAUGUUUUUACUUCUAAUGCUCCCUCCACAGCCCCACCGAUGAUGCCCAAUUACCCUAUUCUACAGCCAAAUCGGCUUAUGACUAUGCAGCCUUCUACUAGCGGUGAGGGCAUGGUGUAUCCUGAGGCCGUGCCUGGCCAGCAGUAUUUUAAUCAAUCAGAUUUCCACCAUGACGUAUCAAGCUCCAUGUCAAACAACACGAUGGAAGCUCAAUCAUAUAGUCCGCCAUUGUUGGGGCAUAAUAGUACUACUGGGAACAUCUCACCUCAAGAAGUAAAUAGAAUUAGUAUUGGUAACAAAUCCGGUGAAUUGGACAUCGUACAGCCAAAUCAACGACCUUCUGCUGCGAGGAGGGGACCAUUCAAAACGAACGACGAACGAGAGAAGACAGCUGAGACGAGGCGAAUUGGUUCUUGUAUUCGGUGCCGGAUGCAACGGAUUCGCUGUGAGAUUAACCCUACAGAUAAGCUCGGCACGUGCUUGACAUGUCUUAAAAUAAACAAUACGAAGAUUUGGCGGAUGCCUUGCCUUCGCUAUAAGAUCACAGACGUGAAGCUAUUCAAGCCCGGGAACGUGAAGGGGUACGAAUGGACUCGGAGGUGGAUAGAGGGGAUCCCUGACGAUAUAUCACAGUGGGCAUCGUCGGAAACGAAAAUAGUCAAGGUUACCGAAGGGUACACCGAACAGGCGGUCGAGCUCCGAGUGCGCCAAUUUGUUCCGCAGGAUGGAGACAAACUCGAGCGUAGUUGGGUUCACGAGGGAAAUAGGAGAAGAGUCAAAAUCCCCCCGUAUGCUAUCGUGAAUCUCGAAGAAGCGAAAAGUACCUAUACCAAUUAUAUCAGGCAAUGGCUGCCCGAAUGCUGUAAGAAGGUCGUCGGCAAGGAGAAGUUUUUACUCGCAACGUACGGCGCUGCGAUCAGAGCUUCGAGGGACCAGACUAUCGACCCCAAGGAGAGUGCGCUUCUGAGGAAGGCGUUGCAGUUGUGGAUGGCUGUCCGCUUGACCACCAAAUCAACCAUUAUUGUUGGUGACGAAACGCUAGGGAUGUCUAAAGAUAUCAUGGAUGAGACGAGUCCACUUCGAGGAUGUGUUCCCCUCCCACCUGUGAUGGGUGCACAAAUUGAGCUUGUCCUUAUCCAUCAAAUACAAUCCAGUCUUCGGCGGGAAAUGUUGGAAAACUUACAAACUAUGACACAGGCCAACAAGCAGAAGACCUGGUUCACGACAUACCUAAUUACAUUCAUCCUGCUCCACAACGUAGCUCUCCUCUGCCAACACGACGCUGGAUAUGCUCGUAAGCAUGGUAUCAAGAGCCGGUUUGCGAGAGAAGAGAUGGUGAGAGAGUAUCAAACGGGGGCGAACAUUCUGUUGGCGUAUUUUCAUUACUGCAAUAGAGGCGUAUAUCCGUUCUCUUUGGAGUGCAAGGAGCAAGACAUGUCGACAUUGGUCGACAAAGAUGAGACCAAGAUAAAGCUCAUCCAGUACACAAGGGCGCAAGCCGAAAAAUACAAAAAACACUGGGCGAAGUUGCGGCAGAGUGGCGAUUACGAGAAUGAUUUUUACUAUAUAAGUCAAUUGUACGAGGAAAACUGGAUGCCGCAGUCCACAAUUUGA